Messenger RNA from Podarcis lilfordi (Lilford's wall lizard), 7747 nucleotides. NCBI's taxonomy places the organism in Eukaryota, Metazoa, Chordata, Lepidosauria, Squamata, Lacertidae. The record is from the annotation of a GenBank genome assembly.
CGGAAGGAGGCUCCCGUUGCCAUGGCGACCUCCGCCGCGCCGCGCCUGCUGCCGCCGGGCCUCUCCGCAGGCCGCGCUCUCCCCUUCCCGGCCCUGCGGCUCUCCGCGCGGCGAUGGCUCAGCCGAGGCGGAGCCCCGAGGCCCCCCGGCGCGGGGGAGGCGGCGAGCGCGGCGGGGCUGUUGCGGGACGCGGCGGCGGCGGCGGCGGCGGAGGACGAGGCUCCGCGGUCGGGGCCUGGCGGGAAGGCGCGCCGGGCCCCCGAGGAGGCUUCGGUGCUGCUCUUCCCCGGCCAGGGCAGCCAGUUCGUGGGCAUGGGCCGCGGGCUCCUGCGCUACCCGAACGUGCGGGAGCUGUACCGCGUGGCCGAGGGCGUCCUGGGCUACGACCUGCUCGGCCUCUGCUGCCAAGGGCCCGGCGCCCAGCUGGAGCGCACCGUGCACAGCCAGCCCGCCGUCUUCGUCAGCUCCCUGGCCGCCGUGGAGAAGCUGCACCAGGAGCAGCCCAGGGUGAGGGGCCGGCGGGGCCUUAGGAAGGGGGCACCCCGGGGGCAUCUAGUCCAGCCCCCGGCCAGGCAGGAGGCUCAGCUAGAGCAGGCGCCCGCCUCUGGGGUGGGAAGGCAGGGGGCAGAGCAGGAGCAUCUCCCACCCCCAGGGCUUCCAGCAACGGGCAUUCAGAAGCUCUGACUCUGGUGGCCGUGGGUUGCCCCAUCCUCACCUCCAUUUGUCUAAUUCAGGGGUGUCCAAACUUUUUUCAAAGAGGGCCAGAUUUGAUGAAGUGAACUUGCCUGAGGGCCGACCAAAGUUAUUGACCUUUUUUAAGGAUUGAUGUUGUGCUUUUUCUUAGAUUUCACCCCCCCAGGAAAUAAACUGCCAGAGGCCGGAUUAAACGAACUGGCGGGCCGGAUUAGGCCCCAGGGCCAGACUUUGGACAUGCCAAUUGGCUUUGUCUGCCCCAAAGUCUCCCAACGUUCAGCUCCCUGGGAUGCUUCGCUAGAGUUCUAUGUUAGGCGAGAGGGAGGGAGGCUUUCCUCUGCCCGCUUUCUCUGUGCCAAGGAGAAAGAAGCAGGCUGCGCCACAAUUGACAGUGCCCAGGGGGUGGGGUGCCGUUGCUGCGUUUCUCACACUAUGUGAACUGCGUAGGGUGUUUCUGGAUCACUUCCAAUUGUUACUUACUGGAGACUUUUUAAAUUUCUACAGGUAGUGGAGAGCUGUGUGGUAGCUGCUGGAUUCAGCAUUGGAGAAUAUGCAGCCCUUGUUUUUGCAGGAGCCAUAGACUAUGCAGAAGGUAUCAAGAAAGUACCCUUGCGCUUUCAUAUUAAAUGUUUAUCUAAAAUCUUUGCAAUGCAAGGAUAGCAUGUAGCUGGGGGGCAUGGCAUGGUGGGUGUAGCCCCAGGUGCACAAUUUGGGGGCGGGGCACAAACCAGGCACCCCCCUGGGAUCCCCAUCCUGCCCUGUCUGCUGCUGGGGGUCUCUGGGCCCUGGAGCCCAGCCUCACUGCUGCAUCUCCAGCCCCCUUGCUGAAUGGCUGCCUGGCCGGCGUUGGGGGAGUGGGAUUCACAUGCCAAGGCUCUUUGGCUGGGCUCCUCCUUUUGCAAGUGGGGAGGCAGAGCAGCAUGGCCGCGCCUGGUUCCAGUGGUGAUGGCUGGGCUGGUGCAAUGGAUUUUGUUCACCCUCUGCACCCCACCCCUGCCCAUGUGCACAUGCGCCCCAGGUGCUAGCAGACAACUCAGUGUUGCUGACUCUGGCGCAUUAGUCUUGGCACACAAUUCUGUGUGGUCCUCUGCUAGUGAAGGCAGUGGCAGAGCUUCAUGCUCUGGCACCGAGGGUACGAAGAGCAUAUGGGGGUGGGGCAUGCCGCCUGCAGGGGCGUGGUGCCCAGUGUGGGCGGGAAGGCAGUCGCGAUGGAACCCCACUGGGAUUGCGCUGCUGGGGGCGGUGCGCUCUCCUCACACUCCUCUUCCUCCACCACUGAGUGAAGGGUAUUUUAGUGUCCAGCUAUUUUAUUUCUUCCUCAACUUUAUGUGUUACAUCUUUGUGCUAUUUAAGUAAUAAGUAAGUAAAAUUAAAAUCCAGAACAAGUCUAUAUAAUGUGUACAAAAGUAUAACCAACUUUGCAGUAGAUAAAAAUGUGAGGAUUUCUUGUAUUAAUAUCUUCAUAGACAUAUUGGGAAUAAGUUGUAAGAUUCUGAAUUUAAAUAUCAUUGCUUGCAGGAAAGUUGCUUCAACUAGUCUGAAGUCUAGCUUCUAUUGACAUAAAUACAGUUUGGGGCAGACAGUAGCUUAGUUGAGCAUUAUGCCAAAUCAUGACUUGUAUGAACUUUAUUAACUGAAACCAUGGUUUGAGCUUCCAAACACCCAAAAGGCGUGCUAAGCCAUGGAUGACAAAUUCACUUCAAACUGUGGUUUCUGUUUGCUAGUUUGUUAAUUCAGAUGUGGAAAAGCAUAGACUACAUUGGACAUCACACUGAACUAUGUUUUAGCAUAGCGUGCAUGAGCCCAGCUUCUCUGGCUUGUGUGCCUCCCCUUUCUCAGCUCUGGUGACGUGGGAAGCAACAUUUACAGGUGAAACUCGAAAAAUUAGAAUAUCAUGGACAGUUCAUUUAUUUCAGUAAUUCAACUUAAAAGGUGAAACUAAUAUAUGAGAUAGACUCAUGCCAAGAGAAAGAUGAGAGACAUGAGACCGAGCAAUGUAGAAGAGCUGAAGGCUGCUAUUGAAGCAUCCUAGUCUUCCAUAACACCUCAGCAGUGCCACAGGCUGAUAGCAUCCAUGCCACGCCGCAUUGAGGCAGUAAUUGAUGCAAAAGGGGGCCAAACCAAGAACUGAGUACAUAUGCAUGCUUCUACUUCUCAGAGGUCCAAUAUUGCUCUAUUUGCAAUCCUUGUUUUGCUGAUUUUAUUUAAUAUUCUAAUUUUCUGAGAUUGUUAAUUUGGGGUUUUCAUCAGCUGUACAUCAUAAUCAUCACAAUUAUAACAAAUAAAGGUUUGACAUAUCUCGCUUUGCAUGUAAUGUGUCUAUCUCAUAUAUUAGUUUCACCUUUUAAGUUGAAUUACUGAAAUAAAUGAACCUUUCCAAGAUAUUCUAAUUUUUCGAGUUUCACCUGGAGGUCUAGGAGGCUAGACUUGUUUAUGCCAUGCUAAAGGAGAGUUUGGUGUGAUGUCUAAAUGACUAAAUUUCCUUAGGCAUGGCUUGGCAUGUUACGUGAAUGCAGCUUAUCUAUGUUAACCAGAGUGAAAGCAUGAAAAAAUAUACCAGUACAUUUGGGUCCCUGUUGCAAGAAUCCAGAUUGCCAGCCUUUCAUGCUUAAUUUCCCUGGAUACUUAGGUUCUGGUCAUCUUGAAUCUACAUUAGUGGUGUUUUAGGGAACCCCUGAACUCUGUGGAUGUGUAUCAGAUGUUCUUCAGUUGUGGACAAGGACCACACAGCUGCAUGGGUGUGUUCCGCAGUGUGCUUUCUGUUCAUGGCGGACAGCAGCCUAGCCAGUGUUCUUUAUAACUGACUGUGCACUCUGGAACAGGUCCCAGAAUCUUCUGCACCACAUGCAAGUACUGUGGUGGUCAGUUUGAUUUGGAAAGGGUUCCCCAGAAGUAAAAAAAGUUUGAAAGCUGCUACUCUACAUCACAGAAUACAAUAUUGUGUAACUGAACAUUUCAGAGUUUUUACCUCUCUAUCUGUGUAAUAGUUACAUGGAAACAUGCAUUUGAGUUUGUAAAGUCACAGCUAUUUUUCUUUGUAGCUUCCAUUUAUCUUAUGCUGAAGUUAAGUCCUCUUAGAGUUUCUUUCUUUUCUUUAGCCUUAUAUGCGGUGAAGGUGCGUGCUGAAGCCAUGCAGGAGGCAUCAGAAGCUGUCCCAAGUGGAAUGUUAUCUGUUAUUGGCCGGCAUAAUUCAAAUUAUGUCACUGCUUGCUUGGAAGCUCGUGAAUAUUGCAAGUCAUUGGGAAUUGAAAAUCCUGUAUGUGAAGUUUCAAAUUACUUGUUUCCAGGCAGCAGAGUCAUUGCAGGACAUUUGCAGGUAUUAUUUCAAAAUAAUGGUUCUGAAUAUCUUGAAAUUUGUGGGGUUUUCAGUAGCAUUGCUGACAGCCAAGAGAACAGUAGUACUUAGACAUAUUCUGUAUUUUGAAGGCAGAAGUUUGCUUGCUUGUUAUAUGAAUUGUAUUUUUAUCCUGCUUUUUUUAACAUGCAAAGUCCCUAUACUAAUAGCCAUCAAUUGAUAUAUUUAAUUUUUUAAAAUAAUAAUAAACACAUUUAAAACCAUUUCACUAUAAUAAGAAUAAUAGUAGUAAGACUAGCAGAAGAACAGCAUUAAAAAUAAGUUACUGUUUGAAAUCAAAGGAGCAAUGAAAAGAUUUUCACUGAUUUCUAAAGGGGGGGAGUACAAUAGAUUUAGCCAAACAGGUCUUACAGACUAGCACAUUUGCAGUGGGAAAAGGGCAGCCCUCCUCAGACAGAGGUGAUAUCAGGGCCAGAUGACCUCAUAGUGAAAGGGGCUCCCUGGUUUCCCCGACUGUAAGUUUUUCUAGCUUUAAAGUUAAGCAUCAGUACCUCGGAUUGAACAUAGGCGAUGACUGGUGGAGCUCCUUAAUAUUCCCAAUGCAUGCUGUUCUGCUAACCCCGGCCAACAGCUGUGCAGCUACAUUCUGAAGUUUCUGAACAAUAUUCAAAGGCAGCCACUUGUAAUUGGGAUUAGAAUUGAAGCCUGUCACCUGGCAACAGGAUCUAACUGACAUGCAGUGAUGAUGUAAAGCGCAUGUAGCAACAUAGUGCUCUCCAAAUGUUUUGAACAAAGCUCUCCUCAGCCCCAGGCAGCAUGGCCAGUAGUCAGGGAUGAUCAGAGAUGUAUUCCAACAACAUAUGGAGAGCACCACAUUGGCUACCCUUGGUAUAAAACAAAAAUGGAAACACAACAAAUGCAAUUCAGGUAUAAAAGCCACCUGCCAACAUUUGGGUAGCAAAGUCUAAGCCAGUACUUUACUUUUCCCUAUAAAGUUUUAAGUCUCUGUUGUAUGCUUUUUAUGUUCUUUAUUUUCUUCCUCUUGGAGGCAUGCGUCCUCUUUUUUUCCGCAAAAAUUUUAUUAGUUUUUACAAUAUCAACGACAAACAAAAACAUAAAACAAAUAAAACACAACAAACAUAAAUCAUAACCUUAUUGAAAAUAACAGUUAUUUACUUUGUAAAACGACUUCCUCGUUUCCGCUUAGUUGAAUUUCAUUGCAUAUCCUUAUAACGGUUUUCCAAAUCCCAAUUUUAAUACCCUUUAAAUUAAACGUUAACAUAUUUAAAUCUUCUCCUUCUUGUAUUAGACAUAUUAUUUUAUCAGUUAACAUAAAUACAAUCCUAAGCCCAUUAAGUAUCUGGACGCUAUUUCCAGUUAUUUUAGCUUAACAAAUUUAGCUAAAUAAUCAUUAAAUUUCUUCCAUUCUUCGUGGUGUCCUCUUGACUUGUAGGCCACAAUGAAUUUAUAGGGUUUUCCUAAGAGCCAAAUGACAUUAACAGCAGUUCUAGAUUGAAGGCAGUAACUCUGUUUUUGUGGUUCAGUGUUCUGUUUCGUUUUUAUUUCAGGCUUUGGAGUUUUUGCAGCAAAAUUCAAAAAAAUACUCAUUUGUGAGAGUGAAAAUGCUGCCAGUCAGUGGUGCUUUUCAUACGCAACUUAUGGAACCAGCAAUGGGACCUUUGUCUGAAGCCCUCAACUCAAUUAAUAUUCAGAAGCCUCUCAUCCCUGUCUAUUCAAAUGUGGAAAACCGGAGAUACACUGAACCGAAACAGAUCCAGCGCUUGUUAGUGAAGCAGUUGGUUUCACCAGUGAAAUGGGAGCAGACGAUGCAUGCCAUCUACGAAAGGAAAAAAGGAGUAGGAUUUCCUUAUACUUAUGCAGUGGGGCCUGGGAAACAGCUAGGAACAAUCUUAAAAGGCUGCAAUUUGAAGGCCUGGAAGUUCUAUAACCAUAUUGAUGUUUCAGAAGAUGAAAAAGCAUAGAGAUGUCUGUAGGAAAAGUUUUCAUUUUAAAUGGAUUUAUUAUUAGGUAAAAAUGAAAUCAUGCAAGCCCUGGAGGAAGACACAACAUAGUCUUUUGGAGAGGGAGCUGUAUACCGUUGUGCCAUUGCUAUCUCCCUACACAACUAGCACAGAAGAAUUGCUUGUUACCUCAGAGGCCACUCUGGGUCUCACUUCUUCAGACAAACAGAUUUGACCAUGACUCAUCAAUUACUUUGCUACAAACUUUUUAAAGAAUUGUUUUAUAUAAGCCUGAUCAAUAGUACCUGCAUUGGCCAAAGAAUCGUGGUGACUUAUGCUCCGUGUCUUGCUUUAACUUUUAAGAAUCAGUGAAAUAAUAAUAAAGUUAAAAUGUUUUUCUUUGUUUUACAUAUCAUUUAUUGUGGGUGAGAGAUUGGUGUAUAAUCAGUAACUGUAACUUGCCCCACUGAGAUAAUAUAUUGGAUGCAGUGAUUGUAUGACCCAUUGUAUGCUAUCUAUGCAUAAUGUACCAUGAGUUUUUUAGAAUACUCACUCACACUAUUAAGGUCCCCAUUUUGCAAAGUACCUCAUCAGUUUUCCUUCUGGACAUAAAUCGGGCACCACAGGUUUUUGAAGAGUUGGGUCUUACUGACUGGAUGCAGAAAAGGCUCUGCUAAAGACCAUGUGCUGUAGACAACUGAGUGGUACUCCGAAUAGACCCAUUGAAAUUAAUGGGCUGAAGUUAGCCGUGCCUUUUAAUAUCAGUGGAUCUUGUCGGAACAUGAGCUCCUUCUAUGUAGCUGGUAACAGCAUUGGUGUUUAAGCGUCAGGAGUUUUUCUUGAGACGCUUCCAUCUGUUCAGAAGAUGUCCAGAAAGAAAAGCUGGGAAACGUUACAUGGCAUCCCAGGCCACUCUCAACUUACACGGGGAUUGUGUUCCAUGGAGAACACCUAUAGCCAAAAACACCUAUAGUCAAAGCACAUUAGGUUCAACAGCAGGUGGAUUGCCAAAGUUUUUCCCCUCAGAUGCCCGUCACCUUUUUAAAUUCCCCCCCAAGCGCAUAAAGCUGAUUGUGCAAAGUUAAGUGUGUAAAUUGCAAGUUACCUGUAUUCUUGCUAACAGCCUUCCAAUAUGUUUGCUUUUCAGUCAAAAACACAAGGGAAGUGCAGCACUGUGUUGUGUUAAGUGGCUUCCAGUGCAAUCUUUUGCCAGUCUGAGAAAAGACAGGACUUAAGGGAAAACACAGGAUAUUGGUCCCAUGGUUAUAUCACGAGGAUGCUGCAUAAAAAGCGAGUGAAGAAAACGUUACCAUCCCACACUGAACACUUGCUGUGGAAGCACUCCUAACAGUGGAUGGAUUUUAGAUAUUCUUUCUAGAAUCAUCUCAGGUAGUCUUCUGCCAGAGGAUGGCAGCAGUGUAUAAAUCAUUUCUUACAGCUGAGAUAGGUUAAAAAAUUGCUUUUUUUUGGUAGCAAAUACAAAAUGUAAGCAUGCUUUUUGUUUGUACGACACCUGCGGGUUGAAAUAAAUCUCAGUGUCCAAAAGCAUUGAACUGCAAUAAAAAAACAGUUCCUGGAUCUUCCUCAAGUUACAAGUCAGUGAGUUACAAACUGAAAGAUAUACAUCUUUUUUUAUAUUUUUUGAAACGUCGGGAUUUCAGUUCUAAUAAAACCAGUGCAUUAUGUCAAUGUAGUUUCUUGAUUCUUGGCUAGUCAACAACUACAAACCACUUCUAGAUGUGAAAAUCCACUCUUAGAGCUGAGCUCUGCCAUGAUUUGCAGACGUGGUAUAUUUUGG